AUGAAUUACCCUGCCAUUCCAGCUCAGCGCUUUAUUGACCUGGAUGCCAUCACAUGCCAAUGUGUAGAGAUCCUGUGUGCUGGAAAUCCUAAUGUGUGGGGUCAUAGGGUUAUUGAAAUACUAGCUCAGGAUACUCUGAGUCAGCUAAGGCCAUUAGUAUUGGAACGAAUAUGCUCUGUACUUGGAGCCUACCUUAAUUCACCCCCUGUGGAAAGUGACGAAGUCUAUAGCACAGACAGAGGCUCUGUGUAUCAAAACUUUUUCCCCAAGGAGUUCAUACACAACCCACCCUUUGAGGUAACUGCAGACCCCUGGGGGCCAGCCGUCUCCCUCCCCCGGGACUCAGAUAACCAGACAGACACCCCCCUUUUCAACGCUACCCAGCAGCAGCAGCAGCAGCAGCAGCAACAGCAGCAGCAGCAGCAGCAGCAGCAGCAGCAGCAGCAGCAGCAGCAGCAGCAGCAGCAGCAGCAGCAGCAGCAGCAGCAGCAGCCUAUAUCUGAAACCUUCCUACAAAUUCCACCAGAACUGCAGGCCGAUUUUGACACUUGCAGUGCCUAUCUGGACGACUUUGAGUUGCACCCCGUUCAAGACACACUCCUAACGAGUCAGACAGACUCACCCCCUAGUCCUCGGGUCGAGGGUGAACCAUCAGCACAGAAUAUUCGAGGUGUCUAACUUCAAGAGACACCUAAAUUAAUA
Gymnodraco acuticeps is the source of this 702-nucleotide messenger RNA. Its product is annotated as myb-like protein AA. Gene Ontology annotation, biological process: regulation of transcription by RNA polymerase II. The record is from RefSeq and is a predicted model, not a curated record. The transcript has 4 exons. NCBI's taxonomy places the organism in Eukaryota, Metazoa, Chordata, Actinopteri, Perciformes, Bathydraconidae. The coding region runs from base 1 to 678 and encodes 225 amino acids. Gene Ontology annotation, cellular component: mitochondrial matrix; nucleus. Gene Ontology annotation, molecular function: transcription cis-regulatory region binding.